Exserohilum turcica Et28A is the source of this 1431-nucleotide messenger RNA. RefSeq lists its product as uncharacterized. Gene Ontology annotation, molecular function: GTPase activator activity. Bases 1 to 1431 code for a protein of 476 amino acids. The record is from RefSeq and is a predicted model, not a curated record. Gene Ontology annotation, biological process: COPI coating of Golgi vesicle. Lineage: Eukaryota; Fungi; Ascomycota; Dothideomycetes; Pleosporales; Pleosporaceae. The transcript is spliced from 5 exons.
AUGGCCGCUCUCGCGACUAAGACGCAGUCGCAAAACAUAUUUACCAAACUCAAGGCCAAGCCAGCCAAUAAAAUAUGCUUCGACUGCGGCGCAAAGAACCCAACAUGGAGUUCUGUGCCGUUUGGCAUCUACCUCUGCCUCGACUGUUCGUCCAAUCACCGUAACAUGGGUGUCCACAUCUCGUUCGUUCGCUCCACCAACCUCGACAUCUGGCAAUGGGAUCAGCUACGAAUCAUGAAGGUCGGCGGCAACGAAAGCGCGACCAAAUACUUUCAAUCGCACGGAGGCUCUGCCGCGCUCGCAAGCAAAGACCACAAGGCCAAAUACACCAGCAACGCCGCCAACAAGUACAAGGAAGAGCUGGCCAGGCGCUGUGCUGCGGACGCCAAGCUGUAUCCCAACGAAGUGGUGAUUACGGAUGUUCCCGAGACGGGCAGCGACGGUACGAACACUCCCGCAGGCGAAGAUGACGACUUUUUCGCUUCCUGGGACAAGCCAACAAUCAAGCGACCCUCGAACCCACCCUCGCGUACCGGCACGCCAAAGGCGAUGGGAUCACCUUUCCUCAAGCCCGGUGCCAACGGCAGUGGGACAGAUCGCCCAAAGUCACCACUUGCUUCAGGCUCCGAGCCAAGCACGCCCACGGUUGCUGCAAAGCCCGCUGCUGUACGGAAGACUGCUGGAGGCGCUGCACCAAAGAAGAAUAUUCUGGGAGCUAAGAAGAAGGGCCUCGGUGCCAAGAAGGUGGUCGCUGCUGAUGGCGGACUUGAUUUUGAAGAGGCGGAGCGAAAGGCUCGUGAAGAGGCAGAGCGUAUUGAGAAGCUGGGCUACGAUCCCGACGCUGAAGCUGCUGAGGUCGCUGCGGCCAGCAAGUCCAAGGCCUCUGAAUCAUCCAUCAUCUCACCCACUCCUGUGUCCCCGCCGCGUGGUGGAUUUGGUUCAACUUCCAAGCCUGAGCGCUCAAGUCAGGGUAUGGAGAGGCUAGGCAUGGGUGUACAGCGUCUGGGUUUCGGACAAGUAGGCGCUGCGAAGAAGCCAGUUGCACAGAAGAAGAUGGGAGGCUUCGGAAGCGUCAGCAAGCCUGUUGAGGACGACGACGAAAAGUACGCGCGGGAAAAAUUUGGCUCGCAAAAGGGUAUCUCAAGCGACGAGUUCUUUGGCCGCAACGCAUACGACCCUACAGCGACUGCGCAGGCAAAGGAGAGGCUAUCAGGCUUCGAAGGCGCAACCGCCAUUUCCUCCAACGCCUACUUUGGCCGUCCUGAAGACGAUGUCGCCGAUGACGACUAUGGCGAUCUGGAGAGUGCCGCCAAAGACUUUGUACGCAAGUUUGGCCUUACCGCUGGCGACGACCUGGAGAAUCUGACCAACAUGCUUGGCGAGGGUGCUACAAGGCUACAAGGCGCUGUCCGCGCCUACCUCAACUCUUAG